AUGUGAGUGCUGCCUGCAUAGCUGUAAGUGAGAAGUUCAAAUCCACGGCAACCUGUAGCUAUAGGCAGCAAUGGAGGGUAGAAACGGGGGUGUUCAACUCAACAGGAGCAAGUGACCGUGUUCAUCGUUGCCGGUUGUAUCACAAGGAACGAAUCAGUUAGAAGUAUGGCUUCACAGGCAAAUUCGACCACCCCAAGUAAAGCUGGAUGCAAUCAGAAGAAGUGGACGGAAGAUGAAAUAACGGAAUUCAGCGACAAUACUCCAAGGGUACAGCCACCCACGGAGUCUCUGGAAGCGGUCGGAGCUUGUGGAACCAGCGUUUCUCACGAGAGGUUCCUGGCGGACCAGGGAAUCCACGAUGGAAGCGACUCAGACGAGGAGAAGGAGGAUGAGGGGGAUGGUAUAUGGUCUAGUAUACGAGGGAAGUUCCACAAUUCGUUCAAAGAUAACACCGAGGCCCUGCGGCAGACCAAGGACGGAUGCCAAAUGUACCUCAUGUCCAAUCUUAAGCAGCAGGCAAUUAAGUGGAAUGAUGCGCUGAGAAAUAUGCACGAAAAACUGACGAGGAAAAAGUGAGUGAAUCUGAUGUGGGAAAACAUAAAAAACCUGAUGGAUAACUGUUGUUCGAAAUGUGAGGCGGGAAAUUGAAAUGUGAAGCUAAUUCUGUAAUAAGGAUACUUUACAAUGGAACAAUUACAUUUGAUGAGUGUUAGCUAUCUGAUAAAAGGAACAAAAUUUAGGGCAAGGCAGAGUUGUUGUUUUUACUCAUUUAAUCUAUUGGGUGCUGUACCUGGCUUUAAAAAUCAUCUUAGAAGAGGAAACAUUUUCUUUACAAAAUUUGUAUGUAUUAUAUGUACCUGAAAUACAUAAAAACUGAUUAAAAACAAAGUUAUUAUUUGCGGUCGUCGUUGUUCGUCCAUAUUGUAGCUUUAGGUGUGUCUAUUCCACAAAAUAUAGCAAUGGAAAUUUACUUGACUUGGUAUUGGCUUAUAAAAGAUGGUAUUGAGCGUUGUUAUUCGUGUUUUCCAAAAGGUGUGAGAUAAAUUUCAAGCGCUCAAAGAGAUCAUGAAGGCUAUCGAGGUUUUCACUCAAGGGCUACGAAGUCGUGCCCUAGAUAACAUUGAAAACGUU
This is a messenger RNA of Lingula anatina, 1131 nucleotides long. RefSeq lists its product as uncharacterized. The record is from RefSeq and is a predicted model, not a curated record. NCBI's taxonomy places the organism in Eukaryota, Metazoa, Brachiopoda, Lingulata, Lingulida, Lingulidae.